Molecule: messenger RNA, 447 nt
Organism: Cylas formicarius (sweet potato weevil)
Lineage: Eukaryota; Metazoa; Arthropoda; Insecta; Coleoptera; Brentidae
Gene: Arv1
Product: protein ARV1
Exons: 3
Coding region: 1-447 (148 amino acids)
Biological process (GO): sphingolipid metabolic process; sterol metabolic process; regulation of plasma membrane sterol distribution
Cellular component (GO): cortical endoplasmic reticulum; Golgi apparatus
Source: RefSeq, a predicted model, not a curated record
AUGUCGAACAGCGAGAAACAAUUUUAUUGCAUAAACUGCGGCGAAAAAGUCGCCAAUUUAUACAAGAGGUACAGCGAAACGGUACUGAAACUAAGUGUGUGCGGGAGAUGCAAGCAAAUCUCCGACAAGUACGUCGAAUACGACCCGGUCGUCAUUGUGAUCGACCUGAUUUUGCUUAGAAUUAUGGCCUACCGACACGUGCUCUUAAAUUCCGAAUUCAAGGAUUUUUGGAAAUUGUCGCUUCUGCUGACCUUACUGGAGGCCUAUUCGAAUUGGACGUUUUCCGAUCGGUUUCUGAAUAGUUCCGAGACCAUUUCAAACAAAACGGCAGGCGACCUCCGAGAGUUUGAUAUCAACCUGCACGACUUUAAAUUUUACCUGAUUUACCUGAAUAUAACCGCCAGUACUAAAGUUUGGAAUAAGGAUUAUUUGGUCGUUGCAAACUAG